AAGCACACCUUCAAACCCAAAUGGAGUCUGUCUCUUCAGAAGAUUGGCUCGAAGAAUCUCUUCAAGUUCCUCAACAUCAAGGCCAUCAACAAAUAUCGGAAGUCGAAUACACCCGAUUAGCCGAACAAUUCCACACGACAGGCUACCGAGAAGGUAUCCACAAGGGGAAAGAACUUUCGAUCCAGGAAGGAUUCAAUCAUGGUUUUGCGGCUGGAGCUCAACGAGGCAAAAGGUUGGGUUCACUUCGAGGAAGAGCAUCGGCGACGUUGAAUCUACUGUUGAAGCAGAUGGAAGAAGAUGCUCGAGUCGACCGAGUACGGAAAUUGAUUAGAGACCUCAACCAGUAUGGAAUCGUCCAGGACCCCAACCAAUCAUCACGAGCGAACGAGCUUGAAGACUUGACUAGUCGAAUGGAUGGAUUGAUGACUCCGUCCAAUCCUACUCAACCUCAAUCCGUCACAACACAGUAUCAAAAAGAGCAAGACGAUCAGCUGUUGGAUCGAUGCCAAUUCGAACUAGACGCUAUUCUUGCCAGUAUGAACAUCUGGUUACCAGGCCUUUGAUUAUGCACCACGUGUUCGAUAGAUUCGCAUCGUCCGGCUCCAAACUGGAACUAUCCUCCGGGUGGUUUGGAUGACCAUGCUGCACUUCCUUAUCCAAUCCACCGCCAACCACACGGAGUACAGGUGAAUCCAUGGCCAUGGGUAAAAGGAUCUCAAUUGUUCCUGAGCUAGUCUAAUUCAACAUCAAAUUUAGUUGCCUCUCCGGCCAAAUUUGUGAAUGCAGAUUGUGAUAGUCCUCAUCAAGCCCUACUACUCCUAUCUAGCUUAUCGCACAUCAGUUAAACUGGCCUCCCCCCCACAAAGAACUUCAGCCAGAAACCACACUCAGUCCCUAAUCUGUCAUCAAAACCAAUUUUUGCCCUUCUUUCUGUGCUAUCAUUUUCAUGCUUAGCCUAACUGUGUUGUUCAAUUGAAUGAAUCAGAUCAAGUUGAUAAAUACAUUCCCCCUUUUCUCUGAAGGAAUUCAUUUCUUCAGAAAAAAAAACAUGAAAGCUCCUCACAAAUGGAAUUAAAAAU
This is a messenger RNA of Puccinia graminis f. sp. tritici CRL 75-36-700-3, 1079 nucleotides long. RefSeq lists its product as uncharacterized. The coding region runs from base 21 to 563 and encodes 180 amino acids. The transcript has 2 exons. The record is from RefSeq and is a predicted model, not a curated record. Lineage: Eukaryota; Fungi; Basidiomycota; Pucciniomycetes; Pucciniales; Pucciniaceae.